This is a messenger RNA of Salvelinus fontinalis (brook trout), 5579 nucleotides long. RefSeq names its product E3 ubiquitin-protein ligase TRIM39-like. The transcript has 2 exons. The record is from RefSeq and is a predicted model, not a curated record. Gene Ontology annotation, molecular function: zinc ion binding; protein binding. Lineage: Eukaryota; Metazoa; Chordata; Actinopteri; Salmoniformes; Salmonidae. Bases 53 to 1654 code for a protein of 533 amino acids.
GUAGCAUAGAAUCAGAGAGUAUAUAAAAGGUAACUUAUUCAGUGGUUCUGAGAUGACAUACGGUCUGAAAUUUUGUCUUUGGGCUGUCUAUUGUCAGAAGGAUUUAGCCUUGGCCAAUGAGAGAGGAGUAGGAGUGUGGAAAUCACAGGACGCUAUAGAAGGCAGUGAAGACACAUCAAGCACUCGUGUGAGGAUGGCAGCCAGUUUCUCUUUCCUGGAAGAGGACCUGUCGUGUACAGUGUGCUAUCAGAUAUUCAGGGAGCCAGUGAUCCUGCUCUGCAGCCACAGCUUCUGCAAGGCCUGUCUGGAGGAGAGCUGGAGUAAACGGGAGACGCAGGACUGCCCAGUCUGCAGAAGGUCCUCCAGAGACCAGUUGCCUCCCAACCUGGCCCUGAGGCAUGUCUGUGAGACUCUACUGAGGGAGAGGGAGAUUAAGGACUCUCCUGGGCUCACAGAGGAGGCGACAGAGGGGCCCUCACAGGGUAAAAACACCAGCCACAGGGGGUUACAGGGUGUGUGUGGUUUACACUCCCAGAGGCUCCAGCUCUUCUGCCUUGAGGAUGAAUGUCUGGUGUGUGUGGAGUGUGUGUCGGAGCAUGCAGGCCACAGCUUCUGCUCUCUCGUGAAGGCAGCAAGCCAGAGGAGAGAGGGGCUCAGACCCACACUGGAGACCUUGGAGGAGAAAAUGUCUGCCUUCUGCAAAGCCAAGCUUAACUGUGACAAAAUGGCUGCUCACAUCGGGGCGCAGGCCAAGCUAGCAGAGAAGCAGAUAAUGAAAGAGUUUGAGAAGCUACACUGCUUCCUGAGAGAAGAGGAGGUGGAGAGGCUAGCUGCGCUGAAGGAGGAAGAGGAGGAGAAGAAUAAAAGGAUAAAGGAGAGAGUGAAGGAGAUAAGUAAGAUGAUGUCAUCUCUGUCGGACACAAUCAGGGCUGUGGAGGAGAAGCUGGCAGUGGAUGAUUUGUUGUUUCUGCAGAGCUACAAGACUAUGAUGGAGAGAGCACAGAGUGCGCCUAAGGACCCACAGCUGGGCUCAGGAGCACUGAUCAACUUGGCCAAACACCUGGGCAAUCUCAAGUUCCAGGUCUGGCAGAAGAUGCAGGGGGCAGUGAAAUACAUGCCUGUAGUUCUAGAACCAAACACCGCACAUCCCUAUCUCUAUCCAUCUGAAGAUCUGUCCAGCCUACGAUCUGAAGAUAAAGGACAGAGUCUCCCAGACAACCCAGAGAGGUUUGAUUCAUACCGUGACAUCCUGGGUUCAGAGGGGUUCACUUCAGGGACACACUUCUGGGAUGUGGAAGUCGGAGAAAAUGAUGACUGGAGGGUAGGGGUGGCCAGUGAGUCUGUUAGUAGGAAACAUGGGUUAGAUGAAGAAGAAUGUGGAAUAUGGGCUGUUGGGGUAGCUAAUGGUGAACCUUAUAAAAUGAAGAAGAAGACCCAGAGGAUCAGAGUUUCGCUGAAGUGGGACAAACAGGAGGUGUCCUUCAUUGAUCUUAGUUCAUACACACAAACCCUCAGAACAUUCAAUCACAAAUUUACAGAGAGGAUGUAUCCAUACUUUUAUUUGUUAAAUGGUCAACCACUACAGAUCCUUCCAGGGAAAGUCUCUUUAAAUGUGGAAAACCAUGUGGAAAACCAUGAUAUGGAAUUGUUUUAAGGUGGCUAUACCAUGGAUCAUUUAGCUACUUGAUUUAGAAUUUUAGGAUUAUUUGAUAAAAUAUUGAGUUUGGUCUUUACUGCUAUGGCCCAUAGAAAUGCAUUGAAUAACACAUUAAUAAAUGGCAAAACAGACAGUCAAAAAAUAGGAUAAGGUUUUGAAGUGUCUGUCCUAUACAGUAUCUAGGAGAUACUGUUUAAGAAAACUCAGGAAAUAUGUAUAUAUUUUUUACACAUUUAAACCCUUUUUUUGUUGGCACAAACUAUUUCCACACUUCCAUAAUUCUUUACAACCGGUACUGGGUUACUUUCAGAUGAGUCCCGUGACACUUGUAGGGGUUGUAGAACAAAACAGAGAACACCAUCGUGUCCGUGAGGGUCUCCCCUUUCCAUAUUAGUUUUUUGUCAAAACCGUUCGGAUGCUACAGACGUUUGGUAACCUAACAGUGCAGUUCAAAGGCCAAAUCUUGACCAAGACAGCAGGGAAGAUUACAGGAAUGACACUUCCCUCCUCUCUCCAGGAUAAUUUAGAUGAGACCAGAAGAGAGACCAAAGUACAACGUAUCUUUUCUCCUAUUCUCAUCAAUGUUACUUUCCUUUGGUUUUGUGGCUUUUGAUGCUAAACAGAAUCUAUCCCAUUGUUAUUUAAAAAAUAUGUUUUGAGAAUUUCUUUGAUUGAACUAAAGUAGAUUCCGGCCUAUUGUUCAUUUAGAAUCGUCAGCUUGCCAAACUCCUUAUCAAUGUGCAAGACAGGUGUCACGUUCGUCGUAACAUUGAAGAGAGGACCAAGGCGCAGCGUGAUAUAAAUACAUUCUUCUAAUUUAUUAUAACGUAACGAAGAAUACUUAAACAUACUUGCAAAACAAUAAACGAACAUGAAGCUAUAAUUUAAACAAGUGCAGACACAGGCAACUUACACAUAGACAAUCACCCACGACAUACCCAAUGAAUAUGGCUGCCUAAAUAUGGCUCCCAAUCAGAGACAAUGAUAAACAGCUGCCUCUAAUUGAGAACCAAUCUAGGCAGCCAUAGACAUACAAACACCUAGACUAGACAAAGCCCCUAGACAUGACAAAAACACCCACAUCCCCCAAGUCACACCCUGACCUAACUAAAAUAAUAAAGAAAACAAAGACAACUAAGGCCAGGGCGUGACAACAGGACUUGUAUAAAAAGGUAAAUAUUGAAAAAAGGCUAGUAAAUUGAUUUAUUUCUUCUUCAAUAAAUAUUUUCUGUUUUGGGUGGUUAACUUCCAGAAGAUGGAAUUCCAACCCUUCUAAAUGACCAUGCCUAGUGUUGUUGGAGCCAUGGGGAAUAUAGGGAUGAGGAUGACCAGACACGGAGAAUCUGCUUGGUCACGCAGCUCUGCCUCACCUUGUCUCAAUCUCUCCAUCCUGUCUCCUUUCCUUUCUCCACGGCCCAGUCGACUUGAUCGCAUCAAUAGAAAUCCCAUUCAAACCCAUACUGGAGAAGAGCUGAAAAAUCAAUGGUUUGCAUAUCACCUGAUUAGAUCUGUGUGCGUGUGUGCCGGCUUGUUGUGUGUGGGGCAUGGGGCCAGGGCCCCGCGGGCGGCAGCCCCUCUACAUGGGAAACAGUAAUGAGAUUACCCCAGCCUCCAGGACCCCACACAGCAGACACAGUGAUCAGAUUAGGGAAAAGGACACUGAAACUUUUAGAAAGCUAUGUCUGUCUGUCUGUCUGAGGGGAAUGAAGCUCUCUCUCAGUAGGCCUACUGUUUUUUUCUUGAGCCUUUCGACCAGUUCUCUUUUUUCUCUCUGGCGACCAUGCCUCAGUGUUCCUGUAUGCCUGCCGCUAAGCAAGUGUGACCGCUUUGGGAAUCGUGGCGAUGCAGCUGUUGGGUGUGUAGAGGCUCUUGGCUGUCUGCGGAAGCCUGCGCUAGCUGAAGGUGUUGGCCAUGGGGGGGUUGAUCAUGUCACUUUGAUGGAUUAGUGAUCUCAUUGCUAGCUCCAACGAUUAGGUCACCAGCCCAGGAGACAGCAAACCACCUACCAGGAGAUAGCAAACCACCUACUGCGAAAUGCUGAUGCUAGACUUGUCCACCGAUUCUAAGUCACUGCAUCAAUGCCAAGCAGAGCUCCAGAUAGUCAGAGGGCCUCCGUGAAUAAUAGGCCAGAGUCCCCUUAGAGAGGAAGGAAGCAGAUAUCAUGGAAUCAGUGCAACACACCCACACACAGAAACACUUACUGUAAGCUCCCAGCCCAAGUCUCUCACCACCAAGAAGUGCCCUCCCUCACCAUAAUGAGAUUCCUCUCUUCCCAUGAGCCCACCUUCAUUUGCUCAGUGGUGCAUUCUCUGGCUGUUAAACUGAAGGAUGGACUGUACAGGUUGUCUGGCUUUUAUCUUUUUCCAUGAUUCAUCUUCAUCUCUCCUUUGAAAGGGAGAGGUACAGCAGUGUUUUUAGUAAUUAUUCCAUCUGAGACAAGCAGAUCUAACCAGCACAGGAGAGGAGGUAAAAAAGAAUUAUCAUCUUAUGAGGGUCUUCCCAUACUUUCCUGGAGGCAUGGAAACAUUACUGUACCAAGAGAGAUGAUUGUAUUAAGGUUUAUGGGAUAUUACAGUAGAAGCUAUGGCAUCAGGUGGCCAUGCUCUCUUCAUACAGCCAAACAAUGCCAUGGCGACAUCCAUCUAUCCCACACCACUUUACAGCUGGAUUCACAUUACAUAAAUGUGAUUAAGUAGGGAAAACAGUUUGUUUUACUACCGCUCCAGAAAUCACACAAUAUUGUUCUCCAUAAUAACCCAAUUUUAAUAAAGGGCCCAUUUCAGAAGUUGUAGCUUGUCUAUUUCGACUUAAAGCUCUCUAUGUUAGAGAGGAAUAUUUGUGUUUUUGCCAUUUGUGUUUUCAGCAUGUUCCUAAUGACAGACCCGGUCAGAUAUCUGGAAAUAUGAACUUGCUAUAUUAUAUUGUACAAUGCCAUCAAAAUCAGACUGGACUGUAUGCCUGGCAGCAGCUUUAAGAACAUUAUUCCCUUCCUUCUCCCUGUCUCUUGCGGGGUCACUUAGAGGUCAUUUUCCUACAAUUAGUUGCACCAACAGCAUGUACUUUCAUGGAAUGUUGAUUUCUCUGUAAUACUGUAUGUAACCACACACUAUAACCAGGUAACUAAUUUCAAAUGGUAAGUCUAAUAAUGUAACUGUCUGUCACAAUGUAACUCUUUGUACAUUUUAUCCAACCUGUAUUCUGGAGAAAGUACAAUAUAUAGUAUGUAAGGACAUUUCACAUUGAUAUUCAUAUCUUGGUAGAGAAUAUUUUUUGUCAGCCUGUAGUUUCUGCUCAAAUAAAGCAGUUGGCAUUUCCAUAUCGACGCCUCAAUAAACAAUAGCUAUAGCAGACAAACAAUGCUGGAUAGGAAACAAUGGGAGGGUAUACGUUAGGUGUAAACUAAAAGAAGAGGACCUCCAGCUGUGGUAAAAGCCUGGGCCAUGUGAAGCAGAGGCAGCAGCAUCAUAAAGAUCAGUUGGGUGUUCUCUCUGCUUUCCAUUCUCUGGGCUCCUGCAGAGCCUUUUGUCUGCAUACAUACACAACUGUGGAUGGAUGCGUUUUAUAGCCUGUGUCAUGGAGAAAUACACUCCUAUUCUCACUGAUUGCUGUCUCCUGCCGGGCAUGCUUAUCAUGCCAUUGUCAUUGUUUUAUUGGUGUAACGAAUGGAUCUGAUAAGACUGCUUCUGCCAAGAACCUGCACAUGCCAUGUGCAUAUGUACGAUAGCAUGCUUUAGUAGUUCUGAAGUACAGCAGCUCAGGUGUAGAAAUGUACAGUGUUGGUUGUUAACACGACAAAGUCUCUUUUUGUGUGUUAGAAAACAAUACCGUGUUGACAUAUGCAUAGUAGUCGAUGAUCAUUUCAUAGGAAUGUUUCAGUAAAUUAAAUUAGAACUGUAAAUAAAGUUUAUACAUCUUUGUUCCA